AUGCCCAAGGCCAAUAAAAUGAAGUACUACGCAGUCAGAAACGGUCGAGAAGGUGCCAAAGUCUACACAACUUGGGAGGAAGCGAAGGAGAAUGUGUCGAGGUAUCCUGGCGCUGUGCACAAAAGCUUCACAAGCCAGACCGAAGCCCAACGGUGGCUAAAUGUGGCAGCUCCGCUGCAGAGGACUUAUUUAGAAGGUCCCCCGAAGGACUGGACGCCGCCUCCUCCACAGGACCCUGCCGCCGGUCCGUCGCGACGAUCAAAGUCCUUCAAUGGACAGCCCAACCCAGGCACAGCGAUGAAUAUUCCUGCGGAUAGUUUCCUUGGGAAUCUCCCUCCUGCUCUUCCCCAACAACCACCAGAACCGAAGGUAGCUCUAUCGUCUGAACAGCGUGCGGUCUUGGACAUGGUUCAGCAAGGAAGAAGCGUCUUCUUCACUGGGUCUGCUGGCACGGGGAAAUCUGUGUUGCUCCGGGAGAUCAUCAAGUUUUGCACCGAGCAUUCUGGUAAGCGACCAGCAGUAACCGCUGCAACGGGGAUCGCCUCCGUGAACAUUGGCGGGUGCACGCUUCACUCUUGGGCAGGCAUUGGCUUGGGCAAGGAAGAUGCCAAAGUUCUUGUGGGAAAACUCCUCGGCAAGCACAAGCAACUGCUGAAGAAGGAUAAGGAGAAGGGCAGGCAGGCGGAAGACGACAUGGACUGGUACGACGAGACAGGCACGGAGAAAAAUUCAUGGUCGGUGAAUCGCUGGCGUGAGGUCAAGACACUUAUCAUCGACGAAAUAUCUAUGAUUGACGGAAAUCUGUUCGAUAAACUUGAAUACAUCGCUCGCAUCCUCCGACGAAACAAAGCUCCAUUCGGAGGAAUCCAGCUUGUACUGUCUGGAGACUUCUGUCAGCUUCCGCCUGUACCGGAUCGAAUGAACGGCGUGUCCAAAGAUAUCAGAUUUGCCUUCGACGCGCAUUCCUGGGAGGAUUGCGUUGGUCGACCAGUUAUCCUGACGCAUGUCUUCCGACAGAAAGACCAAGCCUUCGUGGACAUGCUCAACGAGAUGCGAUUCGGACGCCUCAGCCCAAAGACUAUCACUGAAUUCAGGAAGCUAUCGCGAGAUGUUGAAUAUGAUGAUGGCAUCGAACCCACGGAUCUCUUCCCAACUCGGCGAGAGGUCGACAAUGCCAACGACUAUCGCCUGGCCAAUCUCAGCGAUCCUCGCCAUGAGUACAAGGCGAGAGAUGUCCCAGGUUACGACGACAAUAAUGCCCCAAUUUCUGAGAAGAAGAUGGAGGCGAUGUUGGAUAGGCUGAUUGCUCCCAAGGCCGUCACGCUGAAGGUCAUCUUUCAUCCUUUCGCACCCAAUAUUCAGUUAACCUACAUUCGCAAACAGGUUGGUGCCCAAGUAAUGCUGAUCAAGAAUCUCAUUCAAGGUGAACUUGUCAACGGCUCUGUCGGGCGCGUCGUCGCAUUCAGCAAGGUCAAGGACGCUAUCAACGGGGGUGCGUUGGUUGCACACGACCAAGGCGUCAGUGGUGGUGGCAGCAGCCUACCAAUUCCCGGUGGCAGCAUGAUGGCCGGCGGCAGCACGAGUAGCGGUGACAGAAACAAGGACCAAGGUAAGAUCCCGGAGCACAUCCUACUCUCCAACGACGUCUGGCCGGUCGUGAAGUUCCAGAAGGGGUUAAUGGUCGUCUGCAUCCCGACUGCGUUCGAGCAGACCAACGCCAUCGGCACGAUGGAAGCGAUGAGGGAGCAGGUACCUCUCAUCUUGGCGUGGGCCCUCAGCAUACACAAGUCGCAGGGCCAAACGCUGGAGAGGGUCCGGGUAGACCUGGGACGUAUUUUCGAGAAGGGUCAAGCAUACGUCGCUCUCUCCCGAGCUACAAGCAUGCAAGCACUGCAAGUAUUGAAGUUUGACCCGGGAAAGGUCAUGGCUCACCCUCGCGUGCUCGAGUGGACGAGGCAGGUCACCGCGAAGCGCGGUGUAAUCGAAGAUGAUAUGGAAUUUGAGACUAAUCUUGAUGACGAUCUGGAAUUUUGGGCAGACUAUCUGUAA
Sparassis crispa is the source of this 2049-nucleotide messenger RNA. Its product is annotated as ATP-dependent DNA helicase PIF1. Gene Ontology annotation, biological process: telomere maintenance; DNA repair. Gene Ontology annotation, molecular function: ATP hydrolysis activity; DNA helicase activity. The transcript is spliced from 14 exons. The record is from RefSeq and is a predicted model, not a curated record. The coding region runs from base 1 to 2049 and encodes 682 amino acids. Lineage: Eukaryota; Fungi; Basidiomycota; Agaricomycetes; Polyporales; Sparassidaceae.